Prorocentrum cordatum is the source of this 1134-nucleotide messenger RNA. Lineage: Eukaryota; Dinophyceae; Prorocentrales; Prorocentraceae. The record is from the annotation of a GenBank genome assembly.
AUGGCCAUUCGCGAGAAGGCAUUGGCGGCUUCUGCAGGCCCUGAGGAAGCCGAAGGUACUGAUGAUACGGCGAAGAGCAAGCAGGGUAAUGGCAAGAAGGGCUCCAAGGCCGACAACGCUCCAGGCUCUGAGAAGGCUGCGGACAAGGAUGGUGAAGAGGACCUGCGGGCUGCCAUCGCACUGCUCGAGAAGCGCGGUGUUAGCAUCGGCGAGGCCGAGAAGGCCAAGGUCGUCCCCCCCAAGGCUGAAGGUGCUGGAGAUCAAGUGCCCAGGGCCAAUACUCAUUAUUCAGUUGUGCAGACCGCUAUGUGGCGGUGGUCCCAUGCGCAGGAGAAGCUGGACAAGGCUCGCACUGCGGCCGACGCUGCGGUUGAUGCGCCGCGCGAGGCGCAGGAGCGGUGGAACACGGCCCAACUCGAUUACACCAAGGCGCGGCAGGUGGUCUUGCUGAUCCCGCUCGAUGACUUGCUGCAGUGCUGGGGGUCGGUCAAAUUGUGCGUGGGCGUCGACCAUUUGACGCUGGCUGUUCAUGGGCGGCUCCGGGUCAUCGAGCUGGCCAUCGCUAAGGGCGCGGAGUCGCUGCGCGGCGAGCUGGAGGGGAUCGGUUUCAAGAUCCCCUUCGCCGGAGGGAACGUGAUCUCCUGCAGCCUUGUCGUGGGCAGCGCGCCACCGGGGCUCGAUGAGGUCUUUCGUGGUGGAGGCCUGGCAUCAGUGCUUCACGCGGCUCGCGUGCGCGGAGUCCUUGAUGGAGCCCUGCAGCGGGCUCGGAUGGCGGGCGAGGCGGACAAGCGGUCCAGGACGGCCCAGGUCGCGACCAAGGGGGACGGUGGCUGGAGACGGGGCCUCACCUACGCGAGCAACGCUGUGCCCUUGGUGGCCUGGGCCAAGGCAUCCUGCGUGCGUCUGCGCACUCCAGCGGCCUUCGAGGCGAUGCGCGGCAAGGUUGGGCUGGACUUUUUCGGGCUGGGGCCGUUGGGCCACGGGCGAGGGCCCGUUGCUUGUCCCGACUUCUUCAGGGGGCGGUCCCCGGUCGACCCGCUGUGUCACUGGUGCUACGCCGCCUUCGGCACGCAGCACCGCGGGCUCUUCUGCUGUGAUGGUGCAUGCCAGCUGGUGGCUUCCUGGGACUUGUGA